This is a messenger RNA of Anthonomus grandis grandis, 2691 nucleotides long. Its product is annotated as ovarian-specific serine/threonine-protein kinase Lok-like. NCBI's taxonomy places the organism in Eukaryota, Metazoa, Arthropoda, Insecta, Coleoptera, Curculionidae. The record is from RefSeq and is a predicted model, not a curated record. Gene Ontology annotation, cellular component: cytoplasm. Gene Ontology annotation, biological process: intracellular signal transduction; protein phosphorylation. The transcript is spliced from 9 exons. The coding region runs from base 224 to 1780 and encodes 518 amino acids. Gene Ontology annotation, molecular function: protein serine/threonine kinase activity; ATP binding; protein binding.
UUGAACCCGUCAAAUUUUCUUAGGAUUUCUAAGUAAAACGGCGUUCUGUUAGUUCAUAAAUUUAAGGUGUUUUUUUGUUUGGGGGCCUUUUUCGAUGCCAAUUGCCGCGGCGAGUCCUUUAAUAACCAUUUUUGCGCUCUUCGUGUUACUAUUUGACAAUUUUAAGGUCCGUUCUAGACCGUAGUGAAGCCUCGUACAUCUUCCAUCUGACUGGUGGUAAUCAAUGAUCCUGGACGAAAUGUCUGACGAUUUGCCCAAUACCCUAACACCAAGGGAGGAGGAGAGCGCCGGGGAGUUUAUAACUCCUACUACACCGGUUCAAUUGCCAUGGGCUCGUCUAAUUUCUUAUAAACCUUACUUGAGGAGCAUAGAUGUAAUUGGUGAAUGCUUCACAUUUGGAAGAUCCAAGGACUGUACGGUGAUGGUAUGCUCGAGGAACAACUUCCCCAGAGAAUUUCUAGUGAGCAUCUCAAAAGUCCACUUUAAAAUGGAGAAAUCGCCUGAGGACGGUCUAGUAUACAUAAUAGACUUGAGCAAGAACGGUACAUACAUAAACAAGGAAUUAAUUGGCAUUAGGCAUAAGCGUAUUUUAAAAAAUAUGGACGAAAUAUCCCUAGGGGGUACAGCAUCCAGGCAUGUCUUUUAUAAGUUCCUUACCCAAGGAGAUGAAACGAAAGAUGAUUUUUUACCUGCUGAACUGGCCGGUAAGUUUGCCAAAGUAAGACAGCUUGGGAAAGGGGCUUGCGGGGAAGUAUGCUUGGUAAAAGACAGGAAUACAUUCCAGGAAUAUGCCAUUAAGAAGAUCCACUUGGCAGAGAGUCAUACAUCUUUGUUAUAUAAAAUAAAUCAUCCGAACAAGGUUAGGAAUGAAAUUGAAAUAUUAAAGUCCAUAUCUCAUCCAUUUAUCAUUAAAAUGUUCAAUAGGCUGCAGUCAGAGAGAGUUGAAUAUAUGGUGCUUGAAUACAUGAGAGGGGGAGAGCUAACUGCUCGAAUUCUUAAAAACAAUGGUCCGAUGUCUGAGAGUUUAGCGAAAUUUUAUUUUCUUCAAAUGACCCGGGCCAUUUCCUAUUUGCAUUCCCACCGGAUCAUUCAUAGGGACCUUAAGCCGGAAAACAUUCUCCUUUUGGACGAAAGGGACAAAACCAUCUUAAAAAUUGCAGAUUUCGGUCUAAGCAAGAACACUAUAGACGAUAUGGCCAUCACUAUGUGCGGUACUUUGAAGUAUGUGGCCCCCGAGGUGAUUUGUCCACAGUUCCGUGAAUAUGAUUGCAUUGAAGAGACAAAUAUUUACGGGCCAAAGGUGGAUGUGUGGAGUUUGGGGGUUAUCUUGUAUUAUAUGAUCACCCAAGAGCUGCCGUUCAACGGCCGUCAAGAGAAAGAACUGGCAACGAAAAUACUGCACUGCAAGUAUGAUUUAUCAAAGGGAGUGUGGAAGGACGGUCAGAAAAACACUUUAAAGCACCUGAUAGGCAAAAUGCUCGUUUUACGACCGCAACAUCGGUACCAUUUGGAGGAUGUCGUGAGGCACCCCUGGAUUCAUUUGGACAAAGAGGUUCAAGCUGACUUAGAACUGCUACUAGACGAAGAGGGACUGGAGGAUCCCAUGCAGGAGCUCACCUUGGGGCCUCCCACCAAAAAACUGCGCUUAGACGACGGGUCGUCGUCCUCCUCCUCCUCCUGUUUAUCCCUGGGAAGUUCCUCGGAAGAUUUAUGUCGUAUUUCGACGGCUAACCGGAACGCCAACAGUUGUCCCACCUUGUGUUAUCGAGAGGAGACGUAAGCAGUUGUUGUUUUUUUAUUUUUUUUAAUGCUGUAUCUAAGUGUUGAGUUUGUUGCGCUAUUGUUUAUUUAGUUCUUCUUACAGACAUAAAGAGGGUGGGUUAGAAUUGCAAAGUGUCGCUAAGUAUUUAUUAAAUUUAAAUAGGAAAGUUGAGGCGACAGGAAGAAUUUCUUGGAUAAAAACAAUUUACACAUUUAUAAAUAGUCUAGAAUUCUAUCGAGCACUGAAAACGUCCUCUGCAUAUUAUUAAAUCAACUAAAUUUACAGUAAAAAAUAUUCAUAAAGUAGUGCACAACAAACUUAAUUCUAGCCACCCUGUAUAUUUGUAAAUAAUCAUUAAAGACCAUUCUCUCUUAACUAAGAGGGAGAGUUCACGAUCCUACUAUUAAGAUAGUAAAAGUAUUUGGAACAUUAUAUCCUGUUAUUAUAUAUACAUCCGAGUUACCAAAACAGUUAUGACUCAAUUUGCUUGUUUAGUCAUGAAAUGUUUUUUUUGUUGUUUAUGCGUUGGCACCAAACGUUUCCUGUACAGGGUGUCCCAUAUGGAAGACACGGAUCAUUUUGAGCCUCUAACGACGUGUUUCUUCAUGAUCUUGAUAUUUUGGCUUUAAAAGGCAUCGUGUACAGAAAACGGUGCUUUAUUUUUGUUCGUGCUCGUUAAGUAUAUAUUAAGUAGUACUUUUGUUGUUAGUUUGUACGUUUAAACAUUAUUUGGCCAAUUUUUUUUGGCGAAAAGGCUGUUUUAUUUUUUAUGUGAUAAUUUAUUGCCAACGUUUGGCAAUUUACACGUUUAAGGAUGACGUUUGUCGCAUAUGUUUAAUUAAUGUUCCUGUUACAUACGAUUAUAAAGUUUUUUUACUUUUAUAUUAUAUUUACAGUUUUUUCACAAAUAAAUAAAACUAUGAGACACC